CGUAAUCAAUUAUAUAUUCAUUUAACUGAAACUAGACAAGAAACAUCUUGCCUCUCCAAUAAAUGGCAUUUCAUUCAGGGAAUUAUAUGUGCUGAAGUUACUUCAAAGAAUCCAAGUGUAACUCUAAAAUGAUGAAUGAUGCAAGACCAUAGAAUUUCCAUAUUUAGUACAAUUAAAUAAUACCUUCUUACUGUUGAUAAACUUUGGAAUCAAAAUGAAACAAAUGUUGCGUUCUGAUUGAUUCGUAAGAAAUGUUAAUAAGGUAAAUGAUGUGAUUUACUAUUCCAUCUGACAGAACUAAUAAGAGUUUUUAUUUUGUUUUGUAGGUUAACAUCAGGUUUGGAGAACUUCCAAAACCACAUUUUGAUGUACGCAUCUAAAAGAUUUAGCUACAGCUUUCCUGUCUACAAGGCAAGAUGCCAGUUGGCGGCUAUCGACUAUAUGAAACAUUCAGACCAUGAAAACAUCACAAACAAAGAUGGAAGUAUACGUUUGCACAGAAAGUUUUCCAAGCAGACCAACCACUGGACUGUGUGUGAGGAGAAAGAAAAGAAACACUACACAUAUAUUCCAGAACUGAUGAUAAACAUUGUGAACCGGUACCUAACCGAAAGAAUUCCACUGCGUCAUCCAGUAACAGUGAAAGAAGAUGAUCCGAAGAACAUCAGCAAGACUGUGGCACCUGUAUCUCCAGAGCCAUCACAUGUACUGGCAGCCAAGAAAGUGUCCAGAUUUUCUAAAGGAACCUGACAUUUGAAUACUUUUAUUGACAAUGCUAUAUACUAGUAUUAUUGCAAUAUUUGAUCUAGAGCUGGGUGGUAUACUGUUCAGUAUCUUGUCAAUACCGAUUUACUAUAUCGUCUCGGUAUGUAUUAUGACGUGCUAUCUUUAAAUAAAAAGAAAAACUGAUGUCAAUAACAGAAGUUUUUGUUGACAGAAGUAUUUUUCAUUGAUAAGAAUAAAGCAAUAUGUACAAUUUGCCAGUUUGCGGUAAGUGUAAACAACUAAAAAUACCAUGGAACGAAAAGUACUAGUUUCUGUAAGGCAAAUUUCACAAUGAAUUUUACUAACUGCUGCACAAAACAUUGUGGUGUACAACUAAUUAUAAGACAAUUAGGCCACCCCUACCUCAAUCUAUUAUUUUAAAUACAUUGCAUAUGAUUAUAUUAGGGUCAGGAUUAAUCAAUGUUCAAGUACAUAUUACAUCUUAAAAUAAUAUCUAUUUCACAUGAAAUGUAUAGUGGACAUUGUUUUGAAUAAUAAGCAAACCCAAAAACUCUUGAACUGUCGAAUUUACUCCCACCAUAUCAAUGUACAAAUAGUGAUUAUGUUUGCAGUGGGCAAUAUGGUUUACAGUGACAAUCUGUUUGAAAUGAAUUUUAAUUGUUAUUUCUUACCUGUAUUAUUAAUAUGGAAUUUAUGGACAACCACAUGUCGUUUGGAGUUGUUUUUCUUGAAUAUUGGUCAUUCACAAGUUAUCUGGAUAUUCCGCGUCAAAAUAUGUACCACAUCAAAAAGGUUAGAAUAUUACAGAAUGCACAUGUGAGCUAAAACAAAAAAUCUCACUAUAUAUUGAAUUUAAUGUUUAUAUUUUAAUGAUAUAUAUGUACAUUAAGUUAUGUCUCUGUAAAUAAUAAGGAAAACAUCGUUAUUUUUACACUAUAAACACUUGAGAAUCCAGUGGCUUUGUGAUAAACUAUUGUCAUUAUCAAUUUGGUUUUCCUUAUUUUUCUAC
Molecule: messenger RNA, 1735 nt
Organism: Gigantopelta aegis
Lineage: Eukaryota; Metazoa; Mollusca; Gastropoda; Neomphalida; Peltospiridae
Exons: 3
Coding region: 367-750 (127 amino acids)
Source: RefSeq, a predicted model, not a curated record